AUGGCGGAUAUAAUUCAAAAUAAUCGUGAAAAGACUCAGCAGCAGUCUAUAGAAUCAUCAAUUGUCAAUAAAAUUAAUCACAAUCCAUCUGUUACCGUUUUUGCUUCUAAUAUCAGAACUCUUGUUGAUAAUGUUUCAAAGAGUAUAGGAAAAUCAACAGCUGUGCUGUCAUUAUCAAUUUCUCAACCAACAAAACAAUCAUUCACCAAGAUCACAUACUCGCCGAAAUCAACAAACUCACAUACAUCAAUUCCAAACACGAUAAAUUCCACUCCAGCGAAAGAAACAAGACAGCCACAGACAACCCCCAAAGUGAAAAGUACUAAUCAUAAAUCAAUGAAGAUUGAGGCAACCACUUCCACAAAUAACCCAUCAUUAAGUACAUUUGAGAAGACAAAUAGUCAGUUCACAACUCACACGAGGCAAGCUAUUCAAAAUUUUCCAUAUAAUGAUCCAAGAGGGAAUCCGACUAAAAUUAUUACGGGUUCAGCAACUGGAACUUACUCGAGAUCCUACACUACUUCUUCAACGAGCAGCCAUGGAAAAUACGAGUAUAUCUUUAUACGAAAAUCCACCUUGAAGCUUUAUUGG
Ambispora leptoticha is the source of this 591-nucleotide messenger RNA. Lineage: Eukaryota; Fungi; Glomeromycota; Glomeromycetes; Archaeosporales; Ambisporaceae. The record is from the annotation of a GenBank genome assembly.